AUGAAGGGAUGGGAAUUAUUUUUCUUAGCCCUUCUGGGCUUCGCUUUGGGGCAAGGACCGGAAAAACGUCGGACGGGCAAUGUAUGCAGCGUGGACAUGGACUGCCCGGACAACGCGUUCUGUCGCCUCAACAGCUACUGCGUCUGUAAAGAUGGAUUCGUGUACGCAGCCGUUAAUAGCACGCAUAAAGGGUGUUUGAAAGAGGCUCGUAUUGGUGAGGAAUGCGUGCAACACAUCCAGUGUCACUCCACUACGGGCAUCCACUCGGAGUGCACCAAUGGUGUCUGUGCCUGUGCACCUACCGCGCACUUCGAAGACGACCGGUGUUAUGAAACUGCCGUUAUCGGUGACCGUUGCGUGGUGGACCAGAACUGCUACUUAGGAGACCAGAGCACCGAGCGCCAGGCGUUCUGCGUGCGAGGAUACUGCACGUGUCAGCUACAGUUCAGCCCAAGGGACAAUGGCACGAGAUGUGUGCGCGAUGCCACAUUAGGCGAGGAGUGCGAGGAUCAGAUGCAGUGCGCCGGCGCAGGUCUGGAGUGUCGGGGCACGUGUCGCUGCAGAGACAACUGGGUAGCUCAUAAUGGCUCCAACUCCUGUGUUGAAUCCGUAAAAGCCUUGAACGAGUCGUGUGAGUACGACGUGCAGUGUGACGGUCUGGCCGGACUGCCGGAAGCACGGUCGCCGGGCGCGGCGCUGUGUCUGGGCGGGACCUGCGCAUGCGCAUAUAACGCUCGCGCUGCCGGCACUCCGGCGCGGUGCUGGCAUCGACGCCGGCCCGGACAGGAGUGUAAGAGGGAUGAGGAAUGCGUAUCAGAAGAGAACGAGCCAGGAUACUGCCUCUCCGGUCGUUGCACGUGCAAGAACUGUUCCCCAGACGCCAAAGACUUCGGUGGCGCCGCCACAUUCUCCCGCCCGCCAUUAAUCCUGUCCGCCAUCUUGACAAUUGCCGCCAUUUUGAGAUACCAGCUGUAA
Spodoptera littoralis (African cotton leafworm) is the source of this 975-nucleotide messenger RNA. The record is from the annotation of a GenBank genome assembly. NCBI's taxonomy places the organism in Eukaryota, Metazoa, Arthropoda, Insecta, Lepidoptera, Noctuidae.